AUGGAUCCUCAACCGUCAGAAAAGCGUCACCAUAUUGUCUUCCUGCAGGGGGAUUUUGUUCAAGCGUUGGACUUGGAGCUCCCCCCGCCGCAAACUUAUACCAAGACCAUCUACCCGCAAACAUCACUUGCAGACAUCCAUGAUCGCGUCCGCAAUGCGUCGAUCAUCGUCUUGUCGGCCUUGCAGAUCGAUGCCACAACGCUCUCUCCCGAGAAAACGCCGUACCUCAAGCUCAUUGUAGCCGUCGCGGCAGGAACCGACUGCAUUGACCUGGACGCCUGCAGGAAGCGCGGCAUCGUGGUCAGCAAUUGCCCUGCAGCAAAUACGUCCACCGUGGCAGAGCAUGCGAUGGGGCUGUACUUUAUGACACGAAGGAGGAUGGCCAGUCUGAAUACGUUGACGCGAGCUGGAGAGUGGCCUCGGCGGAAGACCCUGAUGUAUCAGAUGCUGGAGAAAGACGGCACGCCCCCUCUGACCUGCCAGGAGGAAGUGGCGGGAAUCAUCGGGAAUGGAAGUCUAGGGAAAAUGAUAGCCAACAUGGCACGGAGCCUUGGAAUGAAAGUACUCGUAUCGGGUCGCAAGAACGCCGACAACUCCAGUUCAUUGAACAGGUCCACCGACGAGACGAGAGUCCCCUUUGAUACGGUCAUCCGCCAAAGUACGGUGCUGUUUAUUGCUGUUCCUUUGAUGGAAUCGACGCGCAACCUGAUUUCAACGCCAGAGCUGGAAGUGAUGUCCCCUCAUACAGUGCUGGUCAAUGUGUCGCGUGGGGGGAUUGUGGAUGAAGCAGCCCUAGUGAAGGCUUUGCGUGAAGGGAGGAUUUCUGGAGCCGCUACCGACGUAUUCCACAAAGAGCCUGCUGGCCCUGAAAGCUCUCCCUUGCUGGCGGACGGUACAGACGAUCUGAACCUGGUGGUGACUCCUCACCUGGCAUGGCUGUCACUGAGGACAGUCAAUACCUACUCCCAAUUGCUGAAAAAUGCGGUUGAAGGGUGGGCUAAAGGGGAGCCAAUUAAUGUUGUGUGUUGA
This is a messenger RNA of Aspergillus terreus NIH2624, 1029 nucleotides long. Its product is annotated as D-isomer specific 2-hydroxyacid dehydrogenase family protein. Gene Ontology annotation, molecular function: NAD binding; oxidoreductase activity, acting on the CH-OH group of donors, NAD or NADP as acceptor. The coding region runs from base 1 to 1029 and encodes 342 amino acids. The transcript is spliced from 2 exons. The record is from RefSeq and is a predicted model, not a curated record. NCBI's taxonomy places the organism in Eukaryota, Fungi, Ascomycota, Eurotiomycetes, Eurotiales, Aspergillaceae.